Messenger RNA from Camellia sinensis, 3480 nucleotides. Its product is annotated as E3 SUMO-protein ligase SIZ1. The record is from RefSeq and is a predicted model, not a curated record. Gene Ontology annotation, molecular function: zinc ion binding; SUMO ligase activity. Gene Ontology annotation, cellular component: chromatin. Gene Ontology annotation, biological process: protein sumoylation. Lineage: Eukaryota; Viridiplantae; Streptophyta; Magnoliopsida; Ericales; Theaceae.
AAAUAAUUUAAAUAAAAAAAAAAAAACCCAAACCAGAGAGAGAGAGAGAGAGAGGGAGGAGAGAGAAACCAAAGUGGAGUCACUAAAUACCCUCAUUUCAUCGCCAAAUCGUCCUUCUCCUUCUUCAAUCUCCUUCAAUCAAUCGAAUUCACAAUUUGUUUUAUGAUUGUGAUUAGAACUUUGAUCGGUCGUUAAUUGGAGGCAAACAUGGGCUGCGUGGAUGGCUGUGCUUGUUGAUUUUGCGGCGUUCGAGAACUGAGGGUUUAUCUUUUGAUUAUGAGGACAGACAUGGAUUUGAUAACUAGUUGCAAGGGAAAAUUGGCAGAAUUUCGAAUAAAGGAGCUCAAGGAUGUUCUCAAUCAACUGGGUCUUUCAAAGCAAGGAAAGAAGCAGGACCUUGUAGACCGGAUAUUAGCCAUUCUUUCUGAUGAACGAGUUUAUGGUAUGUGGGCAAAGAAAAAUGCUGUUGGGAAGCAUGAAGUAGCAAAACUAGUAGAUGACACUUUCAGGAAAAUGAAGGUUCCUGGAGCUCCUGAUUUAGCUUCGAAAGGACAAGCUGCAUCAGAUAGCAGUAAUGUGAGGCUCAAGGAGGAAAUUGAAGAUUCUUAUCCAACGGAUAAAAUCCGUUGUCUAUGUGGAAGUUCAUUGCAAGCUGAUUCAAUGAUUAAGUGUGAGGAUCCGAGGUGCCAGGUGUGGCAGCAUAUUGGUUGUGUUAUUAUUCCAGAGAAACCUAUGGAGGGUGUUCUACCUGCUCCUCCUGAUAUUUUCUAUUGUGAACUCUGUAGACUCAGUAGAGCUGAUCCCUUUUGGAUGACUGUGGCAAAUCCUUUGUAUCCUGUUAAGUUGACUACUACAAGUGUUCCAACAGAUGGUACCAACCCGACGCAGAGCAUUGAGAAAACAUUUCAACUUACAAGGGCAGACAAGGACUUGUUGUUGAAACAAGAGUAUGACGUUCAAGCUUGGUGUAUGCUUCUCAAUGACAAGGUUACAUUUAGGAUGCAGUGGCCACUGUAUGCCGACCUACAGGUCAAUGGUGUGCUGGUGCGGGCAAUUAAUAGACCUGGCACGCAAUUGCUAGGGGCUAAUGGUCGUGAUGAUGGCCCUGUUAUCACACCAUUCACCAGAGACGGAAUUAAUAAAAUUUCCUUAACAGGAUGUGAUUCUCGAGUGUUUAGUUUGGGGGUCAGAAUUGUGAAGCGACGUACUGUCCAGCAGAUUCUCAACUUGAUACCCAAGGAGUCAGAUGAUGAACAAUUUGAAGAGGCUCUUUCUCGUGUUCGCCGUUGUGUUGGUGGUGGAACUGAAAUGGAGAAUGCUGACAGUGACAGUGAUCUGGAAAUUGUUGCUGAUUUUAUUCCUGUCAACUUACGUUGUCCUAUGAGUGGCUUAAGAAUGAAGGUUGCUGGAAGAUUCAAACCUUGUCUCCACAUGGGCUGUUUUGACCUUGAAGUUUUUGUGGAAAUGAACCAACGAUCUAGAAAGUGGCAGUGCCCCAUUUGUCUCAAGAAUUACUGUCUGGAGAAUAUCAUCAUUGACCCAUAUUUCAAUCGUAUUACAUCUAAGAUGCGGAAUUCUGGAGAAGACGUGGCAGACAUUGAGGUGAAGCCUGAUGGUUCUUGGCGUGCAAAGGCGGAAAGUGAUCAUAGGGAGCUUGGUGAUCUUGGGAUGUGGCACUUCCCUGAUGGCACUCUUUGUGCCCCUAUGAAUGAAGAAGUUAAAUCUAGAUUAGAAGCUUUCAAGCAUGUCAAACAAGAAGGUGUUUCUGAAGGUCAUGCCAAUUUGAAACUCGGAAUCAGGAAGAACCGGAAUGGUUUAUGGGAAGUCAGUAAACCCGAAGAUUUGCAUGCUCUUUCUUCCGGUAAUAGAUUAGAAAAGUUUGAAAACAAUGGUCACAAUGUUAUCCCAAUGAGCAGUAGCGCAACGGGAAGUGGCAGGGAUGGUGAUGAUGCUAGUGUCAAUCAGGAUGGUGGCGGAAAUUUUGAUUUUUCGACCAACAAUGGGAUUGAACUCGAUUCAAUGUCUCUGAAUAUUGACCCUACUUAUGGAUUUACCAACCACAAUUCUACACCAUUAGCCAAUGCAGAAGUCAUUGUUCUCAGUGAUUCGGAGGAAGAGAACGACAUCCUGAUUUCUUCUGUCUACAAGAACAAUCAAACUGAUACUAAUGGGGUUGCAUUCCCACUUCCCCAACAUGGAAUUCCUGAUCCAUAUCCUGAAGAACCUGCUCUUGGUACCGGUGCUAGUUCAUGCCUCGGUCUUUUCAAUACUAAUGAUGAUGAAUUUGGGAUGCCAAUCUGGUCUUUACCUCCUGGAAGUCAAGCGGGUCCCAGUUUCCAGUUAUUUGGUUCAGAUGCGGAUGUCUCGGAUGCCUUACUCGAUUUGCAGCAUGGUUCCAUUAACUGUCCUACUUCCAUGAAUGACUACUCAUUUACUCUAGAGCCUGCCAUGGGGUCCGCUGGUCCUGUCCCUGAGUCUUCAAUUGAUCAUUCAAAUGCUGAUUUAAAUGAUAGAUUAAUUAAUAAUCCACUGCCAUUUGGUGGCGAUGAUCCCCCUCUUCAAUUAUUUCUUCCUACAAGGCCUUCUGAUGCCUUGAUGCAGCCUAAUUUGAGAGAUCAACCUGAUGAGUCUGAGGAUUGGGUUUCUCUCCGACUUGGGGGUGGUGGCACUAGUGGUCAAUCUGCGGCUGCAAAUGGAGUAAAGUCACAGCAGCAAUUACAAUCCAAGGAAAGGCCCAUGGAUUCUUUGACAGACACUGCUUCUUUGCUUCUUGGAAUGAAUGACAACAGAUCUGGCAAGACAAGCAGGGAAAGAUCCGAUAGCCCAUUUCCUCGCCAGCGACGUACUGUAAAACGAUUUUAUCUUUCUAUUGACUCAGACUCUGAUUAGAUUAGUUGGACAUUGGUUUCUGGGAGUAUAUGCUGCAACAAUAGAGAACUGUUUGGAACCCCCCGUCUUGAAGAAUUCAAUUCCUGGAAAGAUUCAGAGAUCUGUUGUCUUUACUGCCCAGUUGGUUUAUACUUGUAAAUUGAAGAAAGCUGAGAAACAUUUUUGCCCAUGUGAGUAGUCUCAGUUGCUGCAAGGCAUGCAUAGCAUAGCGGGACAAAUUUUAGCAAUGAAGUGUUCUGCUUUAGAAGUGUGCCGUUGCUUCAGGAAUUCUUUUUAUUGGGCUUGGUUUGAAAAUUCUUUUUUUCUCUCCGCGUGGUGAUUUGCAGGUCCCAUGCUCUGAUAAAUUGUACAAUAGACAGUUAUUUUUAAUGUGAAAUUGAGAACAAAUCCGAUGGUUGCAUGACCUUUGGAUAUAGGGGGUGAGUCCCCAAAAGUAAACACAAAUUUUCCUUUGAUUUUUUCGUCUUCUAUUUAUGACGAGCAAAAUAGAUCAUGUAAAUUUUCUUCACCUUACCUGAUUGAAUAAUUUAUAGAAAUGUUGGAUCUUUCAGACUUUUUUUUGGGACGAGUUUUAGUUAUUGCUGUUGGAUA